CCUCUCUCCGCUCCUUCUUUGCUCACUCUCUCUUAUUUCCCUGUGGCCCUCCCCCCUCCCUUUUGCACGUUUCCCCCUCCCUCCAUCCUCUCUUUCCCUCGCUGGCUCAGUUAGUCAAAGAACAGAUUCACGGAAGGAGAGAAAAGGGGGGGGAAAGGCAGGACGAGAGUGAGAGUGCAGGAGUGGGGCAGGCUGGGGAGAGGGGCGUGGGGUCUCAGCCCUCUGUCGUGGGGGGUUGGGGGGGUUGAGAUACACCCCGAUAUUUGUUCAAAGUACCAUGGACUGCCUCUGCAUUGUGACUACCAAGAAGUACAGGUACCAGGAUGAGGAGACGCCCCCCCUAGAGCACAGUCCAGCACAUCUGGCUUCAGGGAAAAGUGCCGAGAUGCUUCACAUGAGUGACAAGAAUCUCGCCGCCAUGGAGGCCAUACAUGGCUACACGCCACACACGCACAUCUCUCCUGUCAAGCCUGUGUUGAUGUCUUCGGGACACACUCCAAUGUACACCUCCGCUGUUUCCACACUGGGAAAUACUCCUCCAGUGGUGGUGAACACUGACACGCUCGAUGGCUCCCCAUACGUGAAUGGGACAGAAGGGGAAAUUGAAUACGAGGAGAUCACACUGGAGAGAGGUAACUCCGGCCUUGGCUUCAGCAUAGCAGGAGGGACAGACAACCCUCAUGUGGGCGACGACCCCAGCAUCUUCAUCACCAAAAUCAUACCUGGAGGAGCCGCGGCUCAGGACGGGCGGCUGAGCGUGAAUGACUGCAUCCUAUUUGUGAACGAUGUUGACGUGAGGGAAGUGACACACAGCCAGGCCGUGGAGGCCCUUAAGGAGGCAGGUGCUAUCGUCCGCCUCUACGUCCUCCGCAGGAAACCAGCAGCAGAGAAAGUCACUGAAAUCAAACUAAUCAAAGGGCCUAAAGGAUUAGGGUUCAGCAUCGCUGGAGGGGUGGGAAACCAGCACAUACCAGGAGAUAACAGCAUCUAUGUCACCAAGAUCAUUGAAGGCGGAGCGGCUCAUAAAGAUUGUCGCCUUCAGAUCGGGGACAAGAUCUUAGCGGUGAACAACGUGUGUCUUGAGGAUGUGAUGCACGAGGAUGCGGUGGGGGCUCUGAAGAACACAGCCGAGGUGGUGUACCUCAGGGUGGCCAAGCCCAACAACCUGUUCCUGACCAACUCCUACAACCCGCCUGACCUCACCAGCACAUAUUCCCAUAUGGACACUGAACUCAGCCACCCCAGCUAUCUUGGGUCAGAUUACCCACAAGCCCUCACUCCCACCUCACCUAGUCGGUUUUCUCCGGUUCUGCAUGGCAUGAUGGGAGAUGAUGACAUCCCCAGGGAGCCUCGUAGAGUUUUGAUCCACCGAGGCUCUACUGGUCUGGGAUUCAACAUUGUGGGAGGGGAGGACGGAGAGGGUAUCUUUAUCUCUUUCAUCCUGGCAGGGGGGCCGGCUGACCUCAGCGGAGAGCUGCACAAGGGCGACCAGAUCCUCAGUGUGAACGGCGUGGACCUGCGCAUGGCCACGCACGAACAGGCCGCUGCGGCAUUGAAGAACGCCGGCCAGACGGUGACCAUCAUCGCUCAGUACAGACCGGACGAAUACAGCCGUUUCGAGGCUAAGAUCCAUGACUUGAGGGAACAGCUGAUGAACAGCAGCAUGGGCUCUGGCACCACGACGCUAAGGAGCAACCCUAAGAGAGGCUUCUACAUCAGGGCUCUUUUUGACUAUGACAAGACUGCGGACUGUGGCUUUCUCAGCCAGGCACUGGGCUUCAGGUUUGGGGAAGUGCUGCAUGUGUUGGACUGCGGUGAUGAGGAUUGGUGGCAGGCCCGUAAGGUCUGCCCCCAAAACGAAGCCGAGGAGGUCGGCUUCAUCCCGAGCAAGCACAGGUCAGACUUUUCCCUGGUGGAAAGAAAAGAGUGGUCUCGUGUUAACACCAAAGAGAGGGACCAUGGUCGAGACAGCUUGGGCCCUCAAGGCAGAGAUAAAACCUCACAAAGUUAUGAGACUGUCACUCAAGUGGAAGUUCAUUACGCGAGGCCCAUCAUCAUACUGGGUCCCGUGAAAGACAGGAUAAAUGACGACCUGUUGUCUGAGUUCCCUGAUAAGUUUGGAUCUUGUGUCCCACACACCACGCGGCCCAAGCGGGAGUACGAGGUGGACGGACGCGACUAUCACUUUGUGUCGUCACGGGAACAGAUGGAGAAGGACAUCCAGAGCCAUCGGUUCAUCGAGGCGGGCCAGUACAACAGUCACCUGUACGGGACCAGUGUCCAGAGUGUCCGCGAGGUGGCUGAGCAGCAGGGGAAACACUGCAUCCUGGACGUGUCGGCCAACGCUGUUCGCAGACUACAAGCAGCUCAACUUCAUCCCAUCGCCAUCUUUGUCCGGCCCAAGUCUCUGGAAAACGUCCUAGAGAUCAACACUCGACUGACAGAGGAACAGGCCAGGAAAGGAAUGGACCGAGCCCUCAAACUAGAACAAGACUUUCUAGAGUGUUUCUCGGCUGUCGUGGACGGGGACAGCUUUGAAGAGGUUUAUCACAAAGUAAAGACAGUGAUCGAGGAGCAGUCAGGGCCUUAUAUCUGGAUCCCCACCCGGGAGAGGCUGUGAUGCUGCAACCCGCCCGAGCCGCCGCCCCCUCCCCCCUCCCACCUCCCCCCCCCACCACCUCCACUUUCACACGACCACCAGACAGACACCACCCUCCACCCUCAUGGCCGAGCCGGCCCCCGCCUGCCUGUCUGUCCUCCAGCAAAGUCAGUGCAUAGGCAAUCACUGAGAACGGCACCGAGAGACAAAUGCACAUCGAGAAAGACGCAGAAGUGACACCGCGAAGCGACGAACAAUGCCAAAAAAAGAGACCCUGAGACCGAGGUGAACGCAGCGAUGUGUAAUUACACUGCAAGAGACUGAGGGAAAAGAAUUAGCCAGUGUUCCGCUUUAGUGAAGCAGUUCCAAGGCCGUGUUCACGCUCAGCAUUGAAAUGCAUCUUAGGCCACAAGCGGACAACUCCAAAUCGAAACUGGGGACGCAAACGUCCUGAACACAGUUGGUUUUGUGUUGUCAAAAAUCGUAGUAUGUAACGUGUAUUUAUUAUUUCCUUGUUUAAACGCAGUUUCCCAACAGAUCGAAAAGCAAAUGUGAAGCGAAAUCCAAUCACAAGCGAUUACUUGAGGGAUCUCGGAUGCAUUCUGAUGCCACGUGUGAACCGCGGUCCGCCCGGAUCUCAACACCGUCGGGACACAAGACAACAGGUCUGAACACGGCUUGAAGGAGUGUAGGGUGACCCAGCAGGGAAGGACCCUGAGGUAUUAUUAAGACCACUUCAACCUCUCACGCUCCCAUUGAACACCUCCAUGCGCCUACGUCUAGAUGGAGGCGCCCGAAUAGACUCCGGCCUCUCUUUUUAUAUCAACUCCUGGCUUUCUGUCCUCCUCUUCCUGUCAGCUCUGCCUUGUUUUCAGGACAGGAAAUGGGGAGAAGACUGAGAACGAGGUGCCGAGUCCCUCUCGAGGAGGUAUCUUUCCUCAGCAAAGUGUCCCCUUUUUCUGGUCUAUCUCCCCUUGGUUCUGAGUGUGAACUCAGAAUAACACCUCAGUGGCCAAGACUGACGUUUGCUCUACCACCCAUGUUGAAUAUCGCGAGGCAUUAUUUAGAGGGAGUUGAAAUAAUUAUAAUCAUUAAAGAAACACUCAUAUGCUGAAUUUGUGCAUGCAUACUCAAAGACAAUGGCAACAGGAGACAAAGAACUGAAAAAAAUGAAAAA
Messenger RNA from Gasterosteus aculeatus aculeatus (three-spined stickleback), 3776 nucleotides. Its product is annotated as disks large homolog 4. The record is from RefSeq and is a predicted model, not a curated record. Lineage: Eukaryota; Metazoa; Chordata; Actinopteri; Perciformes; Gasterosteidae. Gene Ontology annotation, cellular component: postsynaptic density membrane; neuromuscular junction; basolateral plasma membrane. Gene Ontology annotation, biological process: chemical synaptic transmission; embryo development; cell-cell adhesion. Gene Ontology annotation, molecular function: ionotropic glutamate receptor binding; protein kinase binding.